Messenger RNA from Anopheles arabiensis, 3982 nucleotides. Its product is annotated as vacuolar protein sorting-associated protein 41 homolog. Bases 247 to 3870 code for a protein of 1207 amino acids. The transcript is spliced from 14 exons. Gene Ontology annotation, cellular component: cytosol; cytoplasm. Gene Ontology annotation, biological process: fructose metabolic process; intracellular protein transport; sucrose biosynthetic process. The record is from RefSeq and is a predicted model, not a curated record. NCBI's taxonomy places the organism in Eukaryota, Metazoa, Arthropoda, Insecta, Diptera, Culicidae. Gene Ontology annotation, molecular function: fructose 1,6-bisphosphate 1-phosphatase activity; protein binding.
GCUGUCAGUGCAGUGCAAAAGGGAUUCUAUUUUGCUUUUGGGCAAAACUUUCUUACUCAUUGUUUUACGUGCACUCCGGAUUGACUCCCACCGCCCAUUCGGUUCCAGGGAAGCCUUUUGCUUUGUGUGGUGUGUGUGUGUGUGUGUGUGUGUGUGCCAACGGUGUCCGAUAGGUAAAAAAAGCAAAACAGGCAACUCGCCCUAUCAGAUGACCAUAGGAGUUUGCCCACUGUAAAACGGAGGACGAUGGUUGAUUCGCACGAUCCGGAGUCGGCAGAGUCCUGCAGCCUGACCGAGGACGAUGUGGAACCGAAGCUGAAGUACGUUCGCCUCUCGAACGACAUCAAGAACAUUCUCAGCGAGGAAGCGAUCAGUUGCAUUGCGGUACAUCCGCGGUUUCUCUGCCUAGGAACACACUGGGGCCGGAUACAUAUGCUGGACCAUCAGGGCAACUGUGUGCACACGGUCAUCAACCGGAAGGAGAAUGCGCACAUCCUGUCCGUGAACCGCAUUUCCGUCGACAGUCGGGGCGAACAGAUCGCGACCUGCUCGGACGAUGGGAAGGUUAUCAUUAGCGGCUUGUACACGGACGAAAACAAUCAGGUGCUUUCGACGGGCAAAAUUAUCAAGGCGGUCGAGCUGGACCCGAACCACAAUCGGUCCGGGUCGGGCAAAAGAUUCAUCAUAGGCGAUAACAAAUUGGUAAUGUACGAGAAAACGUUCCUGAAGGGCUUAAAGUCAACCAUCCUGAGCGACUCGGAGGGUCAGGUGACGGCGAUCAAAUGGAACGGACAGUUUGUCGCGUGGGCUAGCUCGCUUGGCAUUCACGUGUACGAUCUGAACGAAAAAUGCUCACUAGGAUUCAUCCAAUGGGAAGAGCCGAAAGAAGGAAAACUAACCGACUACCGAUGUAAUCUAAACUGGUCCAACGCAACGACGCUGCUGAUCGGAUGGGUCGACACGGUGCGAAUAUGUGUGAUACGAAAGCGAAACGCCGUCGAAGUGUCCACCAGAAACCUUCCCGUGCACAUCGUCGAUCCGAUGUCCACAUUCCAGACGGACUUUUUCAUCUGUGGCAUCGCGCCGCUGGAAACGAACCAGCUGGUCGUGCUGGGGUAUGCGAAGGAGCGCGACUCCGAAACGAACAAAGCCCUGCGGCCGAUCCUGUGCGUGCUGCAGUACAACGCGAGUGAUUACAUUGAAAUUUGCACCGACAGCUUAUCGAUGCGAGGCUACGAGGAGUACAAGUGUGACGACUAUCAUCUGGACUGUCUGAUCGACGAAAACCAGUAUUUUAUCGUGUCGCCAAAGGAUGUCGUGGUGGCCAACCUGUACGAAACGGACGAUCGUGUCCAGUGGCUGAUAGAGCACGGCAAAUUCGAACAAGCGAUGGAUGUGAUAGCAACGCACGGCGGCAAAUACUCGCUAAUUACCGUCGCCCGGCUCUACCUGGACCAUCUGCUCUCCCUGCAGCACUUUGACGAGGCGGCCCGGCUCUGCCAGCGCGUGUUCGGCACCGACAAGCAGCUGUGGGAGGAGGAGGUGUACAAGUUCGUGAAGGUGAAGCAGCUGCGCUCCGUCAGCAGCUACAUUCCCAUCACGGACGCGUGCAAGCUGAACCCGCACGUGUACGAGAUGGUGCUGUACGAGUAUCUGCAGCUCGAUCCGAGCGGGUUCCUGCAGCUGGUGAAGGAUUGGCCGCCGCGCCUGUACAACACGAAAGCGGUAAUCAACGCCGUCAACGACCAUUUCAACAAGAAGGAUGCAAACAUUCUGCUCGAAGCGCUGGCGAUACUGUACACGCACGAGAAGGAGUUUGACCGUGCACUGACCAUGUAUCUGAAAUUGCAGCACAAGGACGUGUUCGAGCUGAUCACCACGUACGAGCUGUACGGCAUGGUGAAGGAUUGCAUCGUGCAGCUGAUCGAGCUGGACAGCGAGCGGGCGAUCGCGAUGCUGCUGAAGGACAAAAUCCCCGCCGAGGAUGUGGUGCGCGAGCUGGAACACUGCGAGCAGUACCUGUACCGCUACCUGGACGCGUACGACAAGGUAACCAGCAACGAAAAGUUCCACUGGCGGCUGGUGAACCUGUACGCGCGGUACGAGCCGGACAAGCUGCUCUCGUUUCUGAAGCGCUCGAACAGCUACCCCAUCCAGGAGGCGUACGACAUCUGCCAGGGGCUCAAGUUUUACCCGGAGAUGGUGUAUCUGCUCGACAAGAUGGGCAGCACGCGGGAGGCCCUGACCAUCAUCAUGCACAACCUGCAGGACGUGCCGAUGGCGAUCGACUUUUGCAAAGAGCACGACGACAUGGACCUGUGGAACGAUCUGAUCAACGAGUCGGUCGACAAGCCGCACGUGAUGACGAAGCUGCUGAACAGUAUUGCCGGGUUUAUCAAUCCGGAGCUGCUGGUGGACAAGAUCAAGCCCGGCCAGGACAUCGAGGGGCUGAAGGAGUCGAUCAUCAAGAUGCUGUGCGGGUACAGCCUGCAGGUGUCGAUACAGGAGGGCUGCAACCAGAUACUGGGCGCGGACUACUUCGACAUGCACGAGCGGCUGGUGCGGGUGCAGCAGGGUGCGCUGUGCGUGACGCCCGACCACGUGUGUGGCGUGUGCCGGCGGGAUAUUAUCGUGAAGGAUAACAUGAAAACGGACAUCGUGAUGUUUAACUGCAGGCACUACUUCCACGAGCCCUGCCUGCUGGACAAAUACAAUCUGGACAUUUGCAUAGUUUGUAACACGAAAAAGCUAGGAAGCACCGGGACAUUUUACCGGGCGUCCCUCUCAUUCGAUACCAUAGCAACGGGGAGGAGUAGUGUUCAACGGGAAACGGCAAUGGCUAAUCCUUCGGUCGCAAUCAUGACCCAGCAGGGACCCGCCUUCGACUCGAACUGCAUGACGCUGACGCGCUUCGUGCUGCAGGAGCAGAAAAAGUACAAACAUGCGACCGGCGACCUGUCCCAGCUGCUCAACUGCAUCCAGACCGCGAUCAAGGCUAUCAGCUCGGCGGUGCGGAAGGCGGGCAUCGCUAAGCUGCAAGGAAUCUCAGGCGACACGAACGUGCAGGGCGAGCAGGUGAAAAAGUUGGACGUGCUGUCGAACGAAAUCUUCAUCAACAUGCUGAAAUCGUCGUACGCCACCUGUCUGCUCGUGUCGGAGGAGAACGACAACGUGAUCGAGAUCGAGACGGACAAGCGGGGCAAGUACGUGGUGUCGUUCGAUCCGCUGGACGGUUCCUCCAACAUCGACUGUCUCGUGUCGAUUGGGUCCAUUUUCGCCAUUACCAAACAGGUAAAGGAAAACACGACCCCCUCGGAGCAGGACGCACUCCAACCGGGCAACAAGAUUGUGGCCGCCGGGUACGCACUGUACGGCUCCGCCACGAUGAUUGUCAUCAGCCUCGGCAACGGGGUGCACGGUUUCAUGUACGAUCCCUCGAUCGGCGAGUUUGUGCUGACCGAUUACAACAUGCGCAUUCCGGAGCGGGGCAACAUUUACUCCAUCAACGAGGGGUACGCGUCCACGUGGGACGAGUCGGUGCUGAACUACGUGAAGGACAAGAAGGACCCGGCGAAGGGCAAACCGUACGGCGCCCGGUACGUGGGCAGCAUGGUGGCGGAUGUGCACCGUACGAUCAAGUACGGUGGCAUCUUCAUCUAUCCGGCGACGGCUGCGGCCAAGAAUGGUAAGCUGCGCCUGCUGUACGAGUGCAACCCGAUGGCUUACCUGGUGACGCAGGCCGGCGGCAAAGCGUACGCGACCAAGGGCAAGGAGAUACUGGACGUGAUGCCGACGUCCAUCCAUCAGCGAUCGCCCAUCUAUCUCGGCUCGAAGCUGGAUGUGGAGGAAGCGAUCAGCUACAUCAAGUAGGCGUUUGGCUGGUCCCGUUCCCGGUGGUUGUGCAUGUGGUGGUUUUGUUUGUCCGUUUUGAUUAAUUGUAAUAAAAAAUUCCUCACAAUGUAUCGCUCCGUAGUAGCAGGUU